Messenger RNA from Haliaeetus leucocephalus (bald eagle), 1994 nucleotides. It is a transcript of the gene MPG, whose product is annotated as N-methylpurine-DNA glycosylase. The record is from RefSeq and is a predicted model, not a curated record. Gene Ontology annotation, molecular function: DNA binding; alkylbase DNA N-glycosylase activity. The transcript has 7 exons. Bases 501 to 1322 code for a protein of 273 amino acids. Lineage: Eukaryota; Metazoa; Chordata; Aves; Accipitriformes; Accipitridae. Gene Ontology annotation, biological process: base-excision repair.
CUCCCCCUCUCCCCGCAGCGGCGCAGGCCCGGCGCUGCUGCUCCGAGGGCUGAGUCCCUUCAACAACAUGAGCGUGCGAGUUACUUCAAAGACUUCUCAUAGGACUUAAUACAGUCCUGCUUUGUAAAAUAGCAGUUUCUCUGAGCCUAAGCCUAGGGCUGACUUCUCGGGAGGAGGUGUGAAAACCCUCCACUUCCCUGCUCGUGUAGGGAGCAGCUCCAGGAUCCUUUUCCAGAAGGAUGAGUAAGUUUCAUUCCAAAAAGCUCAAGAUAUCCAGUAGGCAGUAGGAGUGAGGACUGGAAUUGCAAGGAUGCCUUGCAGGAAAUGACAUCCCUGGCACUCAGUAAGGUGUAAGGACUGCGUCACAGAAAAAGAAAGAUUAACUUUUUGAAGCUUGCAUAGUAAAUUGGUGACAAACCUAGAAGAACAAUCGCAGGUUACGUAGUUGCCUCAAAUACAUACUGUUGACUGGAACAGACUACUCUUCAUCUUUCUGAACUAUGCCAAGAAAAAGAAAGCUGUUGGCUCAGUUAAGUGCUCUCCAAAGCAACUCCAGCUUCCCUCCAUUUGAUGCCUUGGAGAACUUGAACGCUACACCUGAUGGGGAUUCUUCUCCAAAAAGCAGCAAAUAUUUUGCGAUAGAGAAAAAAAAAUCUUCCCAGCUAGAAGAUGAUUUUUUCAACCAGCCCUGUAUUAGUCUGGCCAAGUCCUUUCUGGGACAGAUUUUAGUUCGCAAACUUCCUGAUGGCAGAGAACUCUGGGGGAGGAUUGUUGAAACAGAAGCUUAUCUGGGUGGGGAAGAUGAGGCUUCCCACUCAAAAGGUGGUAAGCAAACUCAACGAAAUGCAGCAAUGUUCAUGAAACCAGGAACUCUGUAUGUGUAUCAGAUCUACGGGAUUUAUUUCUGCGUGAAUGUUUCCAGCCAAGGGGAAGGGGCUGCAGUAUUACUUCGCUCUUUGGAACCUCUUCAGGGUUUAGAUGCGAUGAGAGAGCUGCGCAGUGCUUCAAAGAAAGGACCCACAAAGCUGCUGAAGGACUGGCAGCUGUGUAAUGGGCCCUCCAAGCUCUGCCAAGCGUUUGGGAUUGAUAAGGCUUUUGACCAAAGAGACCUGACUCAAGAUGCAGCCAUCUGGAUGGCACCUGGACAUGACCUACCAGGGGAGCAGGACGUGGUAGCCACAACAAGGAUUGGUAUUGGCAACAGGGGAGAGUGGGCACAGAAACCUCUCAGGUUUUAUUUACGAGGAAACAAAUUUGUGAGUGUUGUAGACAAGAAAAGAGAGAGAGAGAUGGCAGCAAUGGGACACUCCUCUUACAGCUGACAAGUCUCACAAGUGUGCUACUGACCAGGACUUGAGCUGUGCUCUGUGUGAUAGCUUCAAGCUGUCAUGGCAGCAGCUAGGGCAGGCAUAGUGGCUCAGAGGUUUUUUAACAAUAAAUGUACUUUAUCACAAUGAAUGGGGCAAGGUGGAAUUUUAUUUGUGAGGCAGACUAGCAUGGAUCUCCUAGCCAGAGCUGAGGUUGGUUUUGGACAUUGAAGGCCACUUUCUCCCUUGCCAAUGGAGCCAGGCUUAAUUAAGGUCAAUGAGUGGUGAAGGUUCAUGGCUCUGACCUGCUGUGCUGCUCCCACCACCCCUGGCCCUCAAUAGAGGCCAUCACUUGGUUGCUGCAGAGGAAUAGUCAAAAGACUGGAUGGCAGCAGGGCUGACUGAAAGCUUGCAAGCUGGGAGAAGAGGAGGUAAAGGAGGGAUCUUACUGUUGUCUACAACUACCUAGUGGGAGGGUGCAGAGAAGACAGCCAGGAUUUUUUCAGACAGGAUGAGAGGCAAUGGGCACAAGCCGGAAAACAGGAAAUUCUCAUUAGCUUUAUGGAAAAAAUUUUCACCAUGACAGUGGUCAAACACUGGAACAGGGGCCCAGAGAAGCUGUGGGGUAUUUAAACCUCCACUGGACAAGCUCCUGCAUGACCUGAUCUAACACAUUUUCUUUGUCCA